Messenger RNA from Lichtheimia ornata, 753 nucleotides. RefSeq lists its product as uncharacterized. The coding region runs from base 1 to 753 and encodes 250 amino acids. NCBI's taxonomy places the organism in Eukaryota, Fungi, Mucoromycota, Mucoromycetes, Mucorales, Lichtheimiaceae. The transcript is spliced from 4 exons. The record is from RefSeq and is a predicted model, not a curated record.
AUGAAGACUGUUCAAAUAGGCUUUAUCAACAAUCGAUUUGACGAGCAAUACACUUUUGAACUUCAAGGCUAUCUAUCAAUGCAAGAUUUCCGCAUGGCCAUGCAUCAGAUCAACAAUGCAAUUGCCCAUCAUCGUCGUCCAGGAAACAAAGCCACGUGUCUCAGUGGAUUGUGGAUUGCAUGGGCCCUUAUUGCUUUGGCAGUGUAUGCACUCACCGAAACCUUGAAACGGCACCAUCACGACGAUCUCACUUUGCCUGUGAUCCUCUUGGCUCCAUUCCUCAUGGUCGCUUCAGCCGUUUCAUUGUAUUGGCAUUGCCGUGUUAUACGUGUUAGGUUUGAACGUGCCGUUCUACAUGCAUGUAAUACAAUCAAUGCAACUGAGAAUACGCGAGGCAUCCAUUACCGAUUUGGCAAACGAAACAAUGUUGGCAGAUACCAUCCUGAUGUUGGCAUGUCUUCGUCCUCCUGCUAUGUCAUUCUCAUUGAAAUUGACGAUCACCGUUUCACCGAUCACCAUGGCAACGCAUGCUUUUCAAAACUACAAUAUCACUCCAAAGACUUCAUCAGCAUUCCUCUACAAAUUGAUGAACCACGUGCAGCCCAUUUGAGUGGCUCUGCUGGCGAUCAUGGGAAGAAGAACAAUGAGCUUGAAAAAACACUGUUUGCCCCAUCAUCCCAUUCAAAACAUAGUUUGACGCUUUCAUUGACCGAUGAAAAGCGUGCAUUGAUAUCCCCUUCUUCUUUCCAUUAA